Molecule: messenger RNA, 1500 nt
Organism: Apodemus sylvaticus (European woodmouse)
Lineage: Eukaryota; Metazoa; Chordata; Mammalia; Rodentia; Muridae
Gene: Slc17a3
Product: solute carrier family 17 member 3
Exons: 11
Coding region: 1-1500 (499 amino acids)
Biological process (GO): transmembrane transport; urate transport; monoatomic anion transport
Molecular function (GO): urate transmembrane transporter activity; efflux transmembrane transporter activity; voltage-gated monoatomic anion channel activity
Source: RefSeq, a predicted model, not a curated record
AUGGCCACAGUGGUAGAACUGAGCCCUACAACGGAGCAGAGUGAGUUCGACCUAGGUACAGCCGUGAACAAGAAGACCCCUCCCCGGAAAGUCCCGAGUUUAUGUUCCAUGCGCUAUGGAAUAGCCUUCAUCGCACAUUUCUGCAACUUUACAUUGCUAGCGCAGAAUUCCAUCAUAAGCAUCACCAUGGUAGCCAUGGUCAACAACACCGACCACCUCCCACCCCACCUCAAUAGCUCUGCUGAACGACUUCCUGCUGUUUUAAACAGUAAUCAGCCUGAAGCCUCAAAGCAUCUUUCUUUAAAGGCCCCUGUGUAUAACUGGAGUCCUCAAACCCAAGGAAUCAUCUUCAGCUCUGUCCAGUAUGGCAUGAUGCUGAUGCAGGGUCCUGGCGGAUACUUGGCAGGGAAAAUCGGAACGAAGAAGGUGGUUGGAAUUGCUCUGCUUGGAUCUUCCCUGCUCACUCUCUGCACCCCACUGGCUGCCAGGCUGGGACUAGCUUUUCUCCUGGCAACUCGAGCAGUUCAGGGCUUAACCCAGGGCACUGGAUAUGGCGGACAGUUUGCACUCUGGCAGAGAUGGGCUCCUCCGAAUGAACGCAGCCGACUCUGCAGCAUUGCUAUGUCAGGAAUGAUAUUGGGAAUCUUUACUGUCCUCCUUGUGGGCGGCAUCAUUACUGAAGCCCUUGGGUGGCCCUUUGUCUUCUAUAUUUUUGGAGGUAUUGGUGUGGUCUGCUGCCUUCUCUGGGUCAUUCUGGUUUAUGAUGACCCUGUCUCUCAUCCAUGGAUAAGCGUCCCAGAAAAGGAGUAUAUUUUAUCCUCUCUGAACCAACAGUUCAGCUCAGAAGAGCAGCCACUUCCGAUCAAAGCUAUGCUCAAAUCUCUGCCUCUCUGGUCCAUGGGUCUUUGCAUUAUGACCCAUCAGUGGCUUAUUAACACCUUUGUAAUAUACACUCCAACCUACAUCAGUUCUGUGUUCAGCGUCAACAUCAGAGACAAUGGUUUCCUGUCUUCUCUUCCCUUUUUUGUUGCCUGGGCCAAUGGCAUCCUUGGAGGCCAGCUGGCAGAUUUUCUACUGAGCAAAAAUUUUAGGCUCAUAACUGUGAGAAAAAUCGUCACAAUUUUAGGAAAUACUCCUUCUGCAGUCCUCAUUGUGGUUCUGCCCUAUGUCCAGUCCAGUUAUAUUACAACAAUUACAUUCCUGACACUCUCCUGUGGACUAGGCUCUCUGUGUCAGGCAGGAGUCUAUAUUAAUGCGUUAGAUAUUGCGCCAAGGUAUGCCAGCCUUCUCAUGGGAACAUCAAGAGGAUUCGCACAUUCUUCUGCUGUGCUGGUACCCAUUGUUGCUGGGUUUUUCCUCAGUCAGGACUCUGAAUUCGGGUGGAGGAAUUUAUUUUUUGUAUUGUUUGCAAUUAACCUAUUUGGCUUAAUCAUCUACCUCGUGUUUGGGAAAGCAGAUAUUCAAGAAUGGGCUAGAGAGAGGAAGCUCACUCGUUUGUAA